AGUCUCUUUCUCCACAUUGGGCACACACACACACACACGGAGGGCCCUUCCUCACAUGUCUCCAGUCCAGUCUGUCAAAUCACGCAGCAUGUGAAGCCCCUGCGAGCCUGGAAAACUUUCUGGAUACUUCAUUAAGCGGCUAUAAAUGUGCAUCUCUUCCGGAUAAUACUUCUGACUUGUCUUGGGGGCUUUUCUCGUUCUGAUACAUUGGCUCUGAGGGCUUUCUGUGGACUGAGAUGGUGCAAUGCUCCACAGGACAGCACCGCGUGUAUGUUGCUUGUGGAUCCUGCUCUCCAGUGUGUUGAUAUGGAGAGUUCACUGCGCCAGCUCGCAGAGCUGUCAUGAGGUUAAAACCGCUUUCCAGCUGCGCCAAGUCGGUUCAUUAAGAUGGGUUCCGGAGACCGCAGCAACAGAUGCAGAUCUUCUCAUCUGCAAACACCAGGGUCCCACUUGCUGCACCCGCAAGAUGGAGGAGAGCUACUACGCCGCUGUCCAGAGAGACACACUCCAGAACAUUCUCUCCUAUAGCUUCGAACUCAAAUAUCUCAUCCUGGGCCAUGCCUCUUAUUUCCAGGAUACCUUCCAUUCCCUGCUCUCCUUCACUCUAAAUCAUACCUACUCGCUCUUCGACAGCACCUACGAGACGAUCUCUCAGGACGCGAAACCCUUGGUGUCUACCCUCUUCUCUGAUCUUGACCUCUACCUCCGUGGAGAUACCAACAUCUCUGUGGAACACUCGGUCCACAGUUUCUACGACAAACUCUUCCCAUUGGUAUACCAACAUCUGGUCAAUCCAGGCUUGGGCUCAAAUGUUUCUACCUGGUCCUCCGAAGGAAGCGCGUGCCUACGUGCCACUCGGCAUGAUAUCAACCCCUUUGGACCUCACCCUCAAGAACUUGCUCAGGGAUUGUCCAGGGCACUAGUUGCUGGUUGUGCCCUCAGUCGGGCACUAGCGGUAGGUGCUGAGGUUCUGAAUGCCACAGAGUCGGUGGGGAUGGCGCGCCAAUGUGGACGUGCACUGGUGCGGAUGUUGUUCUGUCCACACUGCCGUGGACUGACCCUGAUCCGGCCUUGCGGAGGUCUGUGUCUCAAUGUGAUGCGGGGUUGCCUGGCAGGCCUAGCUGAGCUGGAUGGGCCUUGGAGACGCUAUGUAGCAUUGCUGGAGGCGCUGAGCGGGGCACUAUCAGAGGGAUACGAAGUGGAAUUGGCGCUUCUACGCAUCCGGGAAAGAAUUAAUGAUGCCAUCCUUACUGCACAACUCCAUGGACCACAUCUUAGUGCUGUGGUGGGUAAGGUUUGCGGUUCCUUGACUGAACCAGUUUCCACCACUUCAGUCAGUCCCACUUCAAGAAGUUUGACGCCUUCAGUAAACCCAACCUUUGAGCUCCAAACCUCAGUCACGUCCUCCAGUCCUACAACACAACCUGAUACAGGCAACCAACACGAGCACAUAACGUUAAAAAGAAGGUCUUUGCCUCUGAAACCAUCCAAAAACGACAAGCCCAGAAGCCUGAAAAAGAUUUCAAAGGAGUUUAUGGGCUACAUCCAGCGGUACAAAUCGUUCUUCUCUACCCUGCCGGAGAUGCUGUGCGAGGGGGAGGUGGUGAUGGAUGAAAACACCUGCUGGAGUGGAGAAGAUGUGGUGGAGAGUUAUACAGGUCACGUGGUGGGGAAUGGACUGCAAGCCCAGAGACACAACCCAGAGAUAAAGGUCAGAAGUGUGGAUCCAAUUCUCAUCAAUGUGAAGGAAAGGCUAGAGUGCUUUAACCAGGAGAUGUGGGGAGAGAUGGGUUUAGGAACAGAUGGUCAUGAGGAUGUCGAGACCAGCAGCGGCGACGCAGCAGAAGGCAGCGGCGAGUGCGAUGAUGAAGACGGCUGUCAGGGAUCGGGGCGCGGUGAAGACGAGACAGUGCUCACUAAAAAGGAAACCCAUCUACGAAUUCCAAAACGUGACGCCAUUAUCCCAAUCCAGCAUCCCAACUCCAGAAGCAGCCCAGGCAACAGAGUUGCCCACAUCCUAACCAUCUCAUCCGCUCUGUUUCUUCCUCUCUUAUUCGUAAUACAGCUCCUCCUUUGGACCGAUGGAUUCUGACGCACAGUAAAAAGACUGAACGAUUCAAGCAUGCAUUUGCACUAGGCCCUUAGAAGUCUGCACAUUCGUCCUCUGAUCUCAUCAGACGCUCAGUAAGUUCUCAUGUCGGCCCCACACAGGAUACGACUACUCACAAACCGGUUAUUUGUUCGCUCUGGCCUGUUUUAAAGGUUUUUUGUAGCUACUAAGUAGUGUAAGCAGACAUGUGUGAUCAAGGUACGCCAUCAUUUCUUUGGUGGUUUUACUGUCGUAAUUUAUAGUGCCGCUAUUUUGAGACAUCACUGGAUAAGGAUUUACAGUUAUGUUCAUGUGGUUCGGUGCAUAUUAGAGUAACACAUCACAUCCUGAAUUCAUUUACACCCUCCUGCAGGAGUUAGGUUACGUGAAAAGGCUGUUUUGUUUUUAUAAAUGUGUGAAUAUUAUUGUACGUGUGAAUUAUAUUCAAGAAAGAAUGAAUUUUAAGUCUCCUUUUAGCAGUAUAACUGGGUGAAUCUCACAAAGGUUAUAUUUCACCGCAAAAUUAGAAAAUAAAGAAAUUAUUUUUGAAUGAAGCCAAUUUUGUAACAUUAAGAUGUUUUCCCAAUACUUAUUUCUGUAAUCUGAAUCAAUAAUUAGAAUAAAUAUUUUAAUCCCCCCCCCCAAAAUACAGUAAUGACAUUACAUUUCUUUGCAUCACAGGAAAAUGUACAUAAUUGCCAUAAAAAAAAUAGAAGUAAUGCAAUAAACCUUAAAGGUGCAGUGUGUAAUUUUUAGCGGCAUCUAGCAGUGAGGAUUCGAAUUUCAACCAACGGCUAAGUCCCCCGCUCACCCCGCUCUUUCGAAACGCAUACAGAAGCUACGGAAGCUAACAGGGGACAAAAACGUCGUCGUCUGUUACGCCUGACAGUAGCCAAUCAAGCCAUGAGGUUUCUGUACAAAGGUAAGUCAAAGAAUUAUAUUUACUUAAUUAUUCAGUAAACCAAUAUGUUACUGCGAAUAUUAUUGUUACUCAUUGAUCAUUGUCUCAGGUUUAUUCGCUGACUUGAUGAAAAGUUAGUAGGGUUGGGCGACUACCAAAUUGGCAUCGGACGAAGUCUACAGUGAAACAUCAUGAUGAAAAGUGAAAGUGAAAUGCGAUCGUGCAUACGAAAUCAGUUUCAAUGCCAUGUACAUUACUAGCGGCCCCCUGAUGCCCGCAAUUUAUGUACAGUAUAAUUACUUAUCGAUAUAACUGCGAGAGAAAGUAAUGAAAUAUAUAUAUUUUCCAUCUAAUGUUUAUUGCCUUUAAAACACAACUUUCUUUCCGAACACGGUAUUGGGAUGCGGUGGCUUGCAGGAGUGGAACGGGAGGAUGGGGUGCGAUGGGAUCACGAUGCGGGCUCAACAUCGUUAUGUCUGUCAGCCCAACCGCAUAAGCGCCUUCCAUCUGGGAAAAGCCACACCGAUGUUUAUCCGGGAUUUUUGCCGUCGUCUGUCCCGACUUCGUCUGGCUGCAUCAAGUUUUUUUUUUUUUUUACCGACGAAGACGUGACGCUGUGCCGGUUCUUGAACAACGUACUGACGAAACGCGCUCUGUAGAAGUUUGUCCGUUUAGGGCUACUAUAGAAACAUGGCGGCACUAAACGGCGACUUCCAUGUAAGGGGACCCGCGGUGUCUGUAGAUAUAAAUUGCUCGUUCUAAGGUUAUAAAAUCAUAACGGCUUAUUAUGUAAGGUCUUUACACACCUCUGAAAACAUAGUUUUGUAUGUUGUAUUGCAUUUCUGCCAAUAAAUUCUCCGAAAUAUUACACACUGCACCUUUAAUCUUAAAAGGGCGAUUUUCAUUACAAAAAAUAUAUUUUCUUUUGACUUUGAGUUGAAAAAUGACCCAGUUUUUGUAAGAUUGACCUUUCUGCUUGUGCAAUUGUAGGGCUUUUUUGUAAAAAGUCAAAUUGUACAUUUAACAUAUUUAUACUGAAAUCUAUGUAUACAAAGUGUGUAUAUGAUAGUUGGGUUUGUGCACAUAACCAUUUAAAACGAUGCAAAUAUCUUUUGAUUAACUGUAGAAUGUGGAAACACUUAAUUUUUAGUAGUCUUUCAUAACAUCGGCAUUUAACCCUUCUAGAUGCGACAUUUGCCUACAUAUUGUUUGUUUUUGACAGUACGCCGUGACGUCACAGUCUUAAACUUUUGUUUGAAUCCAUUAAUGUCACUUUCCAUGACUGCGCCCCGUGCCAUUUGUUAUUGUAAGUCCUCGCACAUAAGUCGAUCAAUAAAAUAUCAUAUUUUC
Molecule: messenger RNA, 4340 nt
Organism: Labeo rohita (rohu)
Lineage: Eukaryota; Metazoa; Chordata; Actinopteri; Cypriniformes; Cyprinidae
Gene: gpc5b
Product: glypican 5b
Exons: 9
Coding region: 245-2092 (615 amino acids)
Biological process (GO): positive regulation of canonical Wnt signaling pathway; regulation of protein localization to membrane; cell migration
Cellular component (GO): plasma membrane; cell surface; extracellular region
Source: RefSeq, a predicted model, not a curated record